AUGGCUCUGACCCAAGAGCAAAUCAACACCAUCAAGGCCACAGUGCCAGUUCUCGAGCAAUAUGGCGGCAUCAUCACUACGACCUUUUACAAGAACAUGCUCAGUGAGAACCCUGAGCUGAAGAAUGUCUUCAACUCUGCAAACCAAAUCACCGGGCACCAGCCUCGCGCAUUGGCGCAGUCAGUCUAUGCAUAUGCGGCAAACAUUGACAACUUGGGCGCGCUUUCCGCUGCCGUUGAGAAUAUUUGCAACAAGCAUGCCUCGUUGUACAUUCGCCCUGAACAGUAUAACAUUGUCGGCACAUAUCUCCUCGCGGCGAUGAAGCAAGUGCUGGGGGAUGCCCUGACACCCGAGAUUCACGACGCCUGGGCAGCAGCGUACUGGCAGCUGGCAAAUAUCAUGAUUGAUCGCGAAGCGCAACUGUACAAGGAGGGCGGAGACUGGACCGACUGGAAGAAAUUCAAGAUUGCCAAGAAAGUCGCCGAAUCCGCAGAAAUCACUUCAUUAUACCUCGAGCCCGUUGAAAACGUUGAUGGAAAGGCCCUGCCGCCAUUCAAGCCGGGGCAAUACAUUUCCGUGAUGCUCGACGUGCCGAACCUCAACCACCAGCAAGCAAGACAAUACUCGCUCAGUGACAGCCCGAACUCGAAUUACUACCGAAUCAGCGUGAAGAAGGAGAGCGGCGUCAACCCCACGAAUCCCGAGAUGAAGGCGCACCCAGGCUACGUUUCGAAUAUUUUGCACGACAUUAAGAAGGAGGGGGACGUGAUCCUCGUGUCCCACCCGCGCGGCGACUUUUUCCUCUCUGAACAGAGCGUCGAGAAAUCGCACCCGAUCGUGUUGAUCUCUGCAGGUGUUGGCCUCACGCCGCUCAUGUCGAUUCUCAACACUGUGGCAUGCAAAAAGUCGUCUGCUGCGGGUGCAGCGAAAUGUCCAUUUGCCAGCCACGCGCAAAACUCAGGCACCGCCGCACCUACGGGACAAUGUCCAUUUUCUGGGAAAUCAGCCAAUGCAUCAACCACGCCUCACUCCUCCUCGUCUCCUCGCAAGAUUCACUUUAUCCACGGCACUCGCAGCACCGAGGCACAGGCGUUCCGGAAACACCUCCUUGCUCUCCAAACGAAGACGAGCUCUUCAACGGACAAUGAGUCCAACAGCCAGGGUGACUCUGACAAGGAAAACGAAGCCAAGCCUCGCUCAAAUCUUGAUGUGCACGUUACAUUCUUCAACAAAACUCCUGCAGCAGGCGACGUCAAGGGCAAAGAUUACCACCAUGUUGGCCGGAUCGACUUGGACAAGCUCGACCGCGAUACCGAGCUGUAUCUGAACGAUCCCAAGACGGAGUAUUACGUGUGUGGACCAGAAGGGUUCAUGACCGAGACGCGGAAAAAGCUGGUGCAGUACGGCGUCGAUGUGGACAGGGUCAAGCUCGAGUUGUUUGGCACCGGCGGUGUUCCUGCUGCAUGA
Messenger RNA from Xylona heveae TC161, 1467 nucleotides. RefSeq names its product flavohemo protein. The record is from RefSeq and is a predicted model, not a curated record. Gene Ontology annotation, molecular function: nitric oxide dioxygenase [NAD(P)H] activity; FAD binding; heme binding. The coding region runs from base 1 to 1467 and encodes 488 amino acids. Gene Ontology annotation, cellular component: intracellular anatomical structure. Lineage: Eukaryota; Fungi; Ascomycota; Xylonomycetes; Xylonales; Xylonaceae. The transcript has a single exon. Gene Ontology annotation, biological process: nitric oxide catabolic process; cellular response to nitrosative stress.